AUGUGUGUAUGCGCUUCCGCUAUCUAUCUAUCUAUCUAUCUAUCUAUCUAUCUAUCUAUCUAUCUAUCUAUCUAUCUAUUGCUACCGCUUUCCCUCACUCUCCUUCUCCCUCAAAUUCUUUUUAAGAGCCUCUCUCUUAAGUGUAUGUGUGUGUAUGAUCACGAGAUUAAUCUUAUUUUUUCCUUCUCGAAUUUUCUUUCGGUCUCCUUCCUCUUCCUCUUUUUUCGUUUCUUCUUUCUUUCUUUCUUCUUUGCUCGCUUCACCCUCUCUCUCUCUCUCUCUUCCUGUCACUGGCGUAAGUUUGUAUGGGAUCUUCUUUCUAUUUCUCCCUGUUUCUCACAAAUUUCUCUCUCUCUCUCUCUCUCUCUCUCUCUCUCUCUCUCUCUCUGUAUGUUUGACGGCAGACUUUUGAAUUCCAUCUCUCUCUAUUUCCUUCCCUCUCUCUUUCUCUAUCUCUUUCUUCUCGCUGUUUCUUUCUUCUCUCUUACUCCCUCUCAUUCAUUCUCUUAA
This is a messenger RNA of Acanthosepion pharaonis, 510 nucleotides long. NCBI's taxonomy places the organism in Eukaryota, Metazoa, Mollusca, Cephalopoda, Sepiida, Sepiidae. The record is from the annotation of a GenBank genome assembly.